AUGCUUCCCUCGAGUGGCCAAUCGGGGCAUACAUUGAGACGACUGUCCGCCUCUUUAGGCGACUCUUCCGACUCGAGUUCACUUGCCCUUUAUAGCAAUGAAGACAUCUAUCUAUUAGACGAUCCGUUAAGUGCUGUCGACUCUGAAGUCGCGAAUCAUAUCUUCGAUAAAUGUAUUUGUGAUUAUCUAAAGACAAAAACAGUGGUAUUAGUCACACAUCAGAUCCAAUUCAUACAAAAGGCCACAAAAAUCUUGGUUCUCAAAGAGGGUCGGAGUCUAGCGUUUGGAACGCUAGCGACAAAAAAGACGAAUUUAUUGCAGAGGAAUAUAAACACAAGGGUUCAGUGGAUGGGAGAGUGUAUUGGUAUUACCUGAAGUCUGGCGGC
Molecule: messenger RNA, 386 nt
Organism: Oppiella nova
Lineage: Eukaryota; Metazoa; Arthropoda; Arachnida; Sarcoptiformes; Oppiidae
Source: the annotation of a GenBank genome assembly